Messenger RNA from Prunus armeniaca (apricot), 648 nucleotides. The record is from the annotation of a GenBank genome assembly. NCBI's taxonomy places the organism in Eukaryota, Viridiplantae, Streptophyta, Magnoliopsida, Rosales, Rosaceae.
AUGGCUGCGCCACCGGCAAGGGCUCGGGCCGAUCACGAUUAUCUCAUCAAGCUUCUCCUUAUUGGCGACAGCGGUGUUGGGAAGAGUUGUCUGCUUUUGCGCUUCUCUGAUGGCUCCUUCACAACAAGUUUUAUCACCACUAUUGGGAUUGAUUUCAAGAUAAGAACCAUCGAGCUUGAUGGCAAACGGAUUAAAUUGCAAAUCUGGGAUACAGCUGGUCAGGAACGAUUUCGAACAAUUACUACAGCUUACUAUCGAGGAGCCAUGGGUAUUUUGUUGGUGUAUGAUGUUACUGAUGAGUCAUCUUUCAACAACAUUAGGAACUGGAUUCGCAACAUUGAACAACAUGCAUCUGUCAGUGUCAACAAGAUACUGGUGGGAAACAAAGCUGAUAUGGAUGAAAGCAAAAGGGCGGUGCCUACAUCUAAGGGUCAAGCUCUUGCUGAUGAGUAUGGUAUCAAGUUCUUUGAAACUAGUGCAAAGACAAACAUGAAUGUGGAGGAGGUUUUCUUUUCAAUAGGCAGAGAUAUCAAGCAGAGACUUGCAGAUUCUGAUGCCAGGGGCACUGAGCCUCAGACACUUAGGAUUAACGAACAAGACAAAGCUGCCGGUGGUCAAGCUGCACAAAAGUCAUCUUGCUGCGGUUAG